Molecule: messenger RNA, 1176 nt
Organism: Akanthomyces muscarius
Lineage: Eukaryota; Fungi; Ascomycota; Sordariomycetes; Hypocreales; Cordycipitaceae
Exons: 1
Coding region: 1-1176 (391 amino acids)
Source: RefSeq, a predicted model, not a curated record
AUGUCGUCGACCAGUAUUUCAGCAGCUAUCUCGGCCUCUACUCUAAUCUCUGAUCUAACCUCUACUUUAACAUCUACUUUAACAUCUACUUUAACAUCUACUUCUACUUCUACCUCCACUUCAACCUCUGUUGAAGCUUCGACUCCUACCUCCACUUCAACCUCUGUUGAAGCUUCGACUCCUACCUCCACGUCAACCUCUGUUGAAGCUUCGACUCCUACCUCCACGUCAACCUCUGUUGAAGCUUCGACUCCUACCUCCACUUCAACCUCUGUUGAAGCUUCGACUCCUACCUCCACGUCAACCUCUAUUGAAGCUUCGACUCCUACCUCCACUUCAACCUCUGUUGAAGCUUCGACUCCUACCUCCACGUCAACCUCUGUUGAAGCUUCGACUCCUACCUCCACGUCAACCUCUGUUGAAGCUUCGACUCCUACCUCCACUUCAACCUCUGUUGAGACUUCUACUUCAGUCUCUACUCCAACCUCUGUAGAAACUUCUACUUCAGUCUCUACUCCAACCUCUGUCGAAACUUCUACGCCCAGCUCCCCCGCCGAGGACAAAAAUGAGUGUCACGGCGUCGAGGGCGACUAUUGGAUUAUUUCACGGGAUCUGGCCGUUGAUAAUGCCAAGUCCUUCUGCGAGCAAGGAGACAAGGUAGUCAGGUAUAACAUUGACUCUGUGAAUGAGCUUGAGCUGUCUGUCUUCAAGACUGGCGAUGAUUCCAAAGGCCCCAAGGAUGAUUCUAGCUGUCUCAGUCGCCUUCAAGAUGCUAUCAUUGAUGGCUGCGACGGAAACGAUUCCAAGAUGAAUCCCUACAACUAUAAAUAUGGCUCCAAGCUCACUUCCUCCGAUGGCUGGGUGUAUGAGAUGAAACCUCUGAAUGAAAAGGUCAAUGAAGUCAGCUGCGACCUGACUGUGGAGGGACUUUAUGCCUACCUUGUUGAAAUCCGUGGCAAAAACGUGCCGUUCGUGAAACUUGGCGCCAAAGCUGAGGGCCUCGAGCGCGAACUAAAGGGCUGCGGUGCGAUGACUAUUUGGAAAUUUGAGCAGACACCCGACGAUGUUAAAUUCCAGUGGUACGUACAAGCUCAACUUCCCCUAGUCAGCAGGGACUGUGUUGGAAAUGCCCUAAAGAGCGCCGGAGGUGCCAACCGCGGCCACUGUCAUUUUUGA